Molecule: messenger RNA, 1425 nt
Organism: Ambispora gerdemannii
Lineage: Eukaryota; Fungi; Glomeromycota; Glomeromycetes; Archaeosporales; Ambisporaceae
Source: the annotation of a GenBank genome assembly
AUGAGAGAAUCAAACUUUUCUUUCCCUUCGCAAAAUCGUGCAUGCGUUUGCAUUACUUCAGCUCUUUACGACCGAAGAGCUCUAGAUUGUACGGCCAUCUUACCUUUAAUAAACUCUUUGACACAUCUCACGUACCUGACAAGUACAUCUCCUCGUAUUCGUGAAAUUUUAACCAUGGAUGGUGGGUUAGAACGUUUGGUCCGCAUACUGAAAACUACAAAAGCAAAUGACAAAAGAAGUGGUUGGAAGUGGUCCAUGGCAUUUCAGUGUGUCGCCAAUGUUGGAGUGCGUGGCUCUGAAGCUAUCAGAACAAGGGUGGUGGAGGCUGGUAUGGUACCAGUUAUUAUUACGGUUUUGGACAAUUUUUUGAAGGCUUUAGAUCAAGUUAGACCGGAAAAAGAACAAGUCGUAACAGCACUUCCACUAAAUUCCCAACAGUCACUUAUUGCUACAUCACCAUCCCCAUCUGCACCACUCACUACCCCUUUUGUUGGUACUGUAGAAACUGGUAAUUCGUCAAGUCUUAUUCAGAUGUCUGAGGAUUUAGAACAACCUUUCGCUUCUUAUCCACACUCGCAAAUUGAUACUACUAUCUCAAUAUCUUCCAAUACAUCUGAAUAUUUUAAUUCAAAUGAAACUAACACGCACGUCGAUGACGCUGAACAACGCGCAUCUUCAAACCAAAAUCUACGACUUUCAUCAGCCACCGCCUCCACAAACGUGGCUUCAUGGGGUUCUGUAGCAGAUCCCGAAGAAACAACGACGGCCACUUCCCAAAUACCUUCUAAUAACACAGAAAAUAAAGACAUUCUUUUGUCACUUCAAUUGCUAGCUUAUCUUUCGAAAUAUCCUCAACUGCGUGCUACUUUUCACAAUUCAUAUCCUCCUCAUAAUGUAUUUUCCCUUGUGGAGAAAUACACUCAUCGCCUUCAUCCUCAAGAAAUUCAGUAUUGGGCAGGCGUAAUUAUGCGUAAUGCUUGCCGAAAAGAUGAGUCUCGUGGUGGAAUUCGUCAAUGUGCUUAUAUGGCUUGUGGUAAAUGGGAAAGUUACGCCAGAGAAUUCGCUAAAUGUCGAAGGUGUCGUAAAGCAAAAUACUGUUCAAAGGCGUGUCAAUCGAAAGCAUGGAGUGAAGGUCACAGAUGGUGGUGUAUGGAAAGACAUGGACACGGGGAAUCUGAUUCUAAUCAUCAAAACUCACAGUCUAACAAUCAACCGGGGACAACAGCAACGCUACCCACGUCAGCCACUGUAAUGACCGCUGGCCAUCGGUCACGCAAUGGCAAUUACAGCCAUAUUACCGACAAUCUUAUCACCAGGUCUACUGUUACUCAUGAAAGUACAGAAAUGCCAUCUUCAGGAACCUCAUCCGAUAACACUAGUCAUAAUCGCAGAUCCGGUUCUGGUUCUUCGCUUUUAGUUUCGUGA